AUUUUUCUUAAAAUCACAUGAAAUUUAAAGAAAUCACAAAUAUCAGCUAAAAUACGUAAAGAUUCACUCAAAAUUACUAGUCAUCAAUAAGUAUGUUAAGCAUACUAGCCAGACGAUGUGCAACCAACGUGAAAACUACCAUAAUUACAGUUCAUAAAAGAAAUUUUCUUUUGGGCAAAAGAGUGAGUGAAAAAAAGUUCAAGUUAAGAGACAAAAUAGAUCCAGAAUGGUCAUUAAUCUACAAAGCACCAAUGGAAUACUACUUGGCAGCAUGCAAUCACAUCACAACACUGUCAGCUAUCUUGUUUACUGGAUAUAUCAUUGUUAAAUUCAAGAACCGAAAUGAAACUGUUUCGACAGAGAUGAAGCCAUUCGAGCUGCUGUCUGGAAAGAUAUUGAUGGCAGACAGCGAUUACUUGUAUUUUGCAAUUGGAUUCGUUGUUAUCAACAUUGUGCUUCGAAUUACUGCAUAUAGGUUCCCGUUGAGGAUAUACAAGAAAGGAACUGAAUUCACAGCCGUUUUCGAAGGUCAGGUUCCGUUCCAAAAGGAUAAAUAUAUAUUUGCUAAAGGAGCAAUUAAGGAACAACCAAUUAAAGGAAUACUGCCUUGGAGAGACUGUAGAUAUAAAAUUGAUGACAAGAGGAAAGUCAUUCUCCUUUACGAGUCCUUCAAAACACCAUCGGAACUUUUUGAGAUGCUCAGAAAGCAGGCAAAACCUAGAAUUUAUCAGGAAAAGGAAAUGUUCAGAUAGAACUGAAGUGUACAUAGAUUUAGGAGUAGAUACAAUGAUUUCUUAGUGAUCAAGCUGAAAAGUCAAUAAAU
Messenger RNA from Chironomus riparius, 823 nucleotides. Lineage: Eukaryota; Metazoa; Arthropoda; Insecta; Diptera; Chironomidae. The record is from the annotation of a GenBank genome assembly.